Chara braunii is the source of this 1482-nucleotide messenger RNA. The record is from the annotation of a GenBank genome assembly. NCBI's taxonomy places the organism in Eukaryota, Viridiplantae, Streptophyta, Charophyceae, Charales, Characeae.
GUCGACAAUCAGAAGGCACAACUGCCGAAAGUUCAAGUUCCCCUCUUCGAUGGCACCAAUGCCUCCGCAUGGGCGGACAAGUUUGAGCAAUUGGGCAGUUGUUGUGAAUGGACAAAUGAGAAGAUGCUUCAAAUGGGGAAGCGAUAUUGUAUGGUCGAGUCUAAAGAAGAGGUGUCGGAGUUGGUGCAAGCCUCGCGCGACUGGCCGGACUUCAAAGCCAAGUUAUUGGACAAGUACCAAUUGGGGGAUCAACUGCUCGACCUGGCGGACUUAUGGAAAGUUAGUCGUCGGAAGUUUGGUACGACCAAGCAGUUUCUCACAGAAUUUGAACGAGUCGCGCGCUUAGUGCCUGAUCUUCCUGAUAAGGAUCGGUGCCUCAUCUUCCUCGAAAACUUUUCAGAAGUUGAGCAGCGGGAAUUGAUGAAGGAUAUGACUGGUCGAUACGACUGGCCAAAGAUCAAGGAGAAUUUGUUGGCUGAAAGCUUCGACAAGAUGCUUUAUCGUCUCCUGAAGCAGCAAAAGGAGGACCGCGAGAAGGAACCGAUUAAGUUGGAAGCGGUGAUGAGGUCAUUGACGAUUGAAGAUGCCAAGGCCGGAGAUGAAGGUUUGAACAAGGAACAGGAAGAGAUACUGCAGCGGGCUCAGACAGUGGUCAGACAAAUGACUCGAUGCAGGGAAGCUUUCGUUCAAGUAUGUGCCGACAUGAAUGAAGAGUGGCCCGGGCUUCCCCUAGUUUUUCUGUUCGGGGGAUGGGACAGAGAUGGCCAAGGAGGUCUUACUGAUGUUAUUGCAUCACAGCCUGGAUCGCCGUCGGCAGGGCGUUUAAUGGCCACCACAGUCUUGUCCCGUCCUGCUUUCAAGCGACCUGCCACCGCUGGGCUCCCACAAGCUCGGAGGGCUCGAAGGCCGCCGCGGCCAAAGGCAGCGCCAGAAGAAGGGCCGAGUCAGCCCCGGAAAACCGAGACAAUUCCGAUUGAAGAAGACGAUGGCGAGGAGGACGAAUUGUUGCGGGCCGAGGAUGAGCGGCAGGCCAAACAGCGAGCCAUGGAGAGGGAGCCAGAAACGGGCAAGACCGAUGUUGGGGAAGGAGAGCUGAAAAAGAAGAAGCAAGUCUACACAAUUCCAGUAGAGCAAGGGCUGGAUAUUGAGCAAAUCGUGGACCGGAUUUUGAAAAGCCAGCGCGAUUUGUUCACGCUCAAGGAGUUAUUGGCUGCGUCGCCCAAAAUUCGAGAGGAGUUCAGACACUGACUGUCAAGGAAAAAGGUUAUGACGGUUAAGAUGAGUGAUAUCUUUCCUCAAGAGAUUAGUUGGGCUCCGCCUGGGACAAAAAUGGACUGACACUGUGUAGCAACUGGGUUGUUGAAGGUGCAAGUUGGGCCGUGCGAAUACUCGGCGCUCAUCGACGAUGGAGCUGAGAUAAACAUCAUACGUGUGGCUCAAAUUUACCAGCUUGUAAUUGCUGAAUCAAUUUUGAGAACCAGU